AUGGAAGCUAUUAAUGAUAUGGAACAAUUUCUUGCUGAUGUUUGGCAUGAUAUUGCUGGUUUUGUAAGUGAAUCUGCGGUUUAUAUAGAUCAUGCAGCAACGGAAUGCCUUCACUGGCAUACUGGUGGCAAGAUACAUUCCUUCUUUAAGGAUGUUGGUGCAAUGUCAGUUCAUGAAUUGGAUAUGUACAAUUUUCGUUAUGUCAAAGUACAGAAUUGCAAAAAGGUAGUUAUUAUUUCUACUUCUACUGAUCUAGCUUUUUAUCAACGUACAGUUAAGAUGAUAUUAGAGAAAAAUGCAUUUGAACACUGCACAAUUAUUACUGCUGCACAUUCAAGCGUGUUGAAUUACGAGGUUUCAGUGCCACUAGAGGAUAGAACAGAUUAUACUAAAUUAAAGAGAGAUGUAAAAAGCUGGAUGCAUUCUAAUCAACAGUUGCAGGACUGUUCAGUGACAAUACUUUUUCGACCAAUUUUUAUUAGUCUAAUUGACAGUGGUCUAUUUGUAACACCACCUUUCAGUGAUUUAUUAUCACCAUUAAAUAAUGCAUUGUUAAAGAAUUCACAGUAUGCAGUUGAUCAUUUUGUAAGUUUGUUUAACAGUUUAUCAACAUAUUUUAAAUUGAAAGAAGAUAUUUAUUCAAUGGGAAAAUUUAGCGAAUAUGUUGCUGAAAAAUUAGAAACGUUACCAAUAGCUAUCGAUCGUAGAAACAGUUUAGUUGCUGCAAAGGGAAAGGGAGUAUCUUUAAUCUUUGUCGACAGAAUAUUAGAUCUUUGCACUUCCACUAGUAAUAAUACUGAAUCGUUACUAUCCAGAAUAUUGUGUACUUUACCUCAUUUACCUCAUCAUUACAAUGACGUUGCAAUAAAUAUGUCUCCUCUAUUUUGUGGUCCACAGGAAUUUGUCGAUGUACCAGGAUGCUUGGCCAGCAAUGAUAAAACGUUGAUGAAUAUAUUAAUCACAAAAAAACAAAAGGAAGUAUUGUCUAUUAUGAAUAAAAUACUCGUCGACAUACUUUCAUCAAAAGAAAAUUUAAAACUAAGAGAAAACCUGAAACCAAAACUAGCAACAAGGAUUUCUGCACACAGUUUAGAGAAGCUUGUAAAUAAAUUUAAAGAUGUAGAUGAUCUUCACAUUAUAUCAGAAUCAAGCAAAAAGCUUCAAGUGGUACUGGGAAUUAUACAAACUUUAACAUCAGAAAAGACUUCACGGUUAGAUCUAUUAAUUAGUCUCGAAAAAUUAAUUUUACAAAACAUAGCUGUAAGUCGUGAUUCUACGAGCGUGCUUGGGCAAUUAAGUAAUAUAAUAAAAACUCGCGAAAAACGAGGCCUGGAUACAGACAAUAUAUUGGCACUUUUAGUGCAUAUUUAUGCGUUAGCUGGAACUGAAAUACAAUUCUCUCUUCAACAAGAGCAACAGCUGGAAGAAGCGAUUACUGAUGCUAUAUUUGAGGAUAUUACAAAAUUAAAAGAAAAUAUGCUAAACAGCAAGAUGUCAAUGUAUCAACAAACUUUAUCGCUUUUUGAUAUUACAGAGACUGAGAGUAUAAAGGAAACAUCUGCAAAAAUAGCGAAUCAUAUUAUGAAGACGUUACAUGAAAUAGCACAGCAACGUGCGCCUCUACAUAACUAUACUUCCAUGAUGUCUAAAUCAAGUUCUCAAGAGAUCGUUCGACGUGUUGGCAUCUUGCAACAAUUAUUAACAGAUAUACUCCAUUUUUCUAAAGAAAGUCUGAAGAAAAUCUAGUUUUUAAAUAUCUUUGACAGCUUAUUUUCUAAAGGAAGAAUAAAACAUCAUCCAUGUGAUAACAAUUGGAUUAUUAUUUAUGUCAUUGGAGGUAUAACACCAGAAGAAAUAAGAGAAACUAAAGAAAUUAUAUCAUUAUUUAAUUCAAAUUGUCAAAUAACAAUAGCAGGUUCGAGACUGUUAAAUCCAUUAGAUAUAGUGGACAAGGUUCUUCUUUCAUCAAUUAAUUAUUGAAACUUAUUUACUUUCAAUUUAU
Molecule: messenger RNA, 2002 nt
Organism: Trachymyrmex septentrionalis
Lineage: Eukaryota; Metazoa; Arthropoda; Insecta; Hymenoptera; Formicidae
Product: sec1 family domain-containing protein 2-like
Exons: 10
Biological process (GO): vesicle-mediated transport; intracellular protein transport
Source: RefSeq, a predicted model, not a curated record